Molecule: messenger RNA, 3465 nt
Organism: Trichobilharzia regenti
Lineage: Eukaryota; Metazoa; Platyhelminthes; Trematoda; Strigeidida; Schistosomatidae
Source: the annotation of a GenBank genome assembly
CUACAAUACUAGAUCAGCCUGAAUGUAUUCGAAGUUCCUAGCCGUAUAGGAUACUCAAGAUAGCGGUACAUAUCUCUCGUGCGUUACACUCGUUUAGUGCGUUACAGAGGUUUGCUUGCUCACUAUGGAAACUAUCCUCGAACAACAACGUCGAUAUCAUGAAGAACGGGAAAGACUCAUAAAUGAGUUAACAAAAGAAAUGCUUUAUCAUCCUACUACACAUCGUGAAAAAUUGAAUUCAGAACUUCGACUAAGACUAAUGUAUGAUAGGUACUUUGAUGUGACUCAAGAUCUGAAAGAUCUUUAUGAAGAUAAAGAUGGCCUCCGUAAGGCUGAUAUUCAAACUCUUUCAGGUCCAAAUGAGUUCAACGAAUUUUAUGAAAGAUUAAAACAGAUCAAAGAAUUUCAUCGAAAACAUCCUGGAGAGAUAUCCGUUCCAAUGUCUGUUGAGUUUGAGAAAUACAAAGAAAUGCGGGAAAAGCCUGAAGAAGCAAAUGCUGUCCUAAUUGAUUUUUCAGAUGAGGAAGGUUAUGGUCGUUAUCUUGACCUACAUGACGUGUAUAAAAAGUAUUUAAAUGUUAAAGGUGUUCCGCGUAUAGAUUAUCUAACUUAUAUCUCCUUUUUCGAUCGGUUGUAUGAUAUAUCUCGUGACAGAAAAGGAAUAGCAUACAAAGCUUACCUUGAAGAUUUAUUAGGCUAUCUUGAGAACUUUGUAUCGCGGGCUAGACCUAUUGUGGAUUUAGAGGAGGAAACUAAGGAAGCACUCGCUAAAUUCGAAACUCAAUGGAGUCAAGGAACUUUUCCUGGUUGGGGUCGUGAAGCAGCCUCUGCCUUAGCUCAUGGUGGGGCUCAUUUGGACUUGACUGCUUUUACAGCAUGGGAAGAACUUGCUUCGCUUGGACUUGAUAGACUUAAAUCAGCUCUACUCGCCUUGGGAUUGAAAUGCGGUGGGACCUUAGAAGAAAGAGCCCGUCGUUUGUGGGCUACUAAGGGGAAAGCUCUUGAAGAGUUACCCACAGACCUGUUUGUUACAAAGCAACGCGCAACGAAAGGUUUCGCUAAAACAGCUGCUUGGGGACAUGUCCCUCUAGCAUUGUCAGAGAAAUUAAAAGAGGUUGCUGCAUUAGAAGCCAGAAUAUACAGACUCAGUGAACUUGUAAGAGAACAUCGAGAAGCCACUAUUGAAAAUGUACAACGUCGGCAGGCACGAAUUGGAUUUGAAAGAGAUGAAGAUGAUACAGAUGCGGAUAAAGAUGCUGCAGAUGCAGAAAAUGGACAGGAUGCAGGAGAGGAUGAAGAUAUCCCUUAUAAUCCGAAAAAUCUACCUCUUGGUUGGGAUGGCAAGCCUAUUCCCUAUUGGUUGUACAAAUUACAUGGAUUAAAUAUGUACUAUAGCUGUGAAAUAUGCGGUAAUCAAACCUAUCGUGGUCCUAAAGCUUUUCAACAACACUUUUCUGAAUGGCGACAUGCUCAUGGUAUGCGAUGUUUAGGUAUUCCGAAUACAAUACACUUUGCUCAUGUAACAAAGAUUGAAGAUGCUUUAGCUUUAUGGCAAAGGAUAAGAACAAUGAAAGAAGGUGAACGUUGGCGUCCAGAAGUUGAAGAAGAAUUAGAAGAUUCAUCCGGUAAUGUUGUUUCAAGAAAAACCUAUGAAGAUUUAAAACGUCAAGGUCUUCUUUGAAAAUAUGUACGCUGGGGGUGGGGGGCGGCGGAGAGGCAGGGAGGGUUGGUAAUGACAACGAAACUGUGAAAUUAUCUUUCUCUUCUCUCAUUGUAAUAAAUGUGUACACUUUCAGAAUAUAAACUCUUAACUAAACUUUAUUAUUUUUAUUUUGGGAAUUCAAAUGUUUGAUAGUGUGUUGUACUGUGUAUUUGGUGUGAUUGCCCUCAUUGUCGGCUAUUUGAAAGCAAUAUUCGCGUGGAAACUUCAAAGUAAAGGAAAAAAACUGCAAAGUUAAAAGCUACGCAUAUUGUGUAAGGGUUGAUGGUACUACUUGGUCUCCUAGUCUGAAGUAGGGGGAGUGGGAUUUGAACCCGCCACCCCCUUCCUGUAAGUUGAGUGCUUGAACCAAUGAGCCGUAAUAACUAUAAUUAGCAUACGGAAGUAGUAAAUUUAAAUUAAUCUCUCCUGAGUAAUACGCUGUAUGUAGUGCAUCUGUGAAAAUUUGACGAAGUGAUAUAAAGAGCAAUAGAUAGCUGUUUUCUCUCUCCAGUUAUGAUGUUUUCAGUGAUGUUCAAUCCUAGAUCUUGUAGUCACUGAUGAAGUCUACUUUAGAAGUAGUCAAAUCUCAAGAGAUUUCUAGUAACUGAAUGAUAUUAAGAAUUGGAAUCCAAUUAUUUAUUCCUGUUCCCCUGGGUUUCGAGUGGGACGUAGUGCUUCAACGGUACAUCUCUACUUGGUUCUAUUUUCUGCGGUUCUAUUUAGCUGGCCCCAAGAUUGCCCAUAGUCUCUCAUCUCCUUCUCGCAUGAUCUCCUCCAUGUCACUCUUGGACCAAAGACUCACUCGUCGUUUCCCAUGUGCGUCCCGCUCGAGAGAUGGCCUGGCGCACUAUGUCACCCGACGGUCUCCUCAGUUUGUGUCCGACACAUUGAGUGUUAGGUUCUUGAUCGGUUCGUUUCCAGAGUUUCCUGUUGUUGAAUCUGUUUCGCUUUCUAGUUUUCAACAGAAAUUCAAUUACCAGAUAAUAAGUUUAAGACUACUAAAUUAUGGGAUUGCUUUUUAAAAAUGAACUACACAGUUAUCAGGUGUUCAAAAUUUUCUCACAUUUUGAUGUUUGUCAAUACUAAAGUAUGUCAGGCGAGUUCUAAACGUGUAACCUAACUAAUGAUGAUAAUAAUAGGCCAAUGUACAAUCAAAUCACAUAUUGUGUGAGGACUGGCUGAAUUAGAUGGGGUGGGACUUAAACCCGGGGUCCAUUGGUUCUGUGUUGAGUCCUGUCAUUAUCACUACAUAUCUCAUUGCCAUUAUAUUGAUUAUAUUACUAUAUUUCAUUCUUUUUACGUUCCGAGUGACAAAUAGGGUUUUGAAGCUAGAGCUCCGAGUUUCGGUAGCAGUGGUUUUAUUUUGACGAUAUGGGGUUGCUGACCUCACGCCCAAUCUUCCCCUGUCUACGAGCCUUACUACCAGCUUUGCGAGGUGUAGGAAUGUGUCGGCAGGGAUCGAAACUCAGACCAUGUGCGUGGUUGGCGAGCGCUCAACCGCUGAACAACAGACGCACACAUACAUCUCAUUGGAAAUAAGUUAUUCGUUUCAGUGAUUCCCUCCGUGUAAUUAUUAAACAGGCUCUAUAGAGAUCUCUCAAAGUUUCUAGUCAAAACUGCAUCUCACAAGAAGGAAUCGAUAUUGAUUGAUAUGAAUUGUGGUCUAUUUUCAUAAAAUAUAUAGAUACCUAUUAUAACUGAGAAGUAACUGUACGCCUUUGUUUGUUAUUUUGUUUUGUAGAUUUUAAAAUAGAACAGUUUUA